Paraglomus occultum is the source of this 702-nucleotide messenger RNA. The record is from the annotation of a GenBank genome assembly. NCBI's taxonomy places the organism in Eukaryota, Fungi, Glomeromycota, Glomeromycetes, Paraglomerales, Paraglomeraceae.
AUGUCUCAAACUAGUUCAGCGGAUCUCUUUCUCUUUUUACUCUCGGCAGGAUCAACUGUCAAUGCGCCAUACAGCACCAAUGCUCCACGGGGAACUCUCGGCGGAGAAGCAAUCUUUGACGAAGAAGAAUUUUCUGGCUCUAUUAAAUUCUACCAACUAACUACAGACGACAAUAUUUCAGUGUCGGCUAAAAUUGACGUAGACCUGUCUGAUGUCAACGCAAUCUACGAUUUAUACGUAUUACAUAAAGAAGGGUGCAAUCCUGAAGAUGCCUACAACUACGAAGAUUAUCAUGAAGACGCAAACGAGUACGCUUACUACAGACAGAAAUACCAGCAACUUAAUUCACGCAAACGACAACCAAGCAAGACGCAGUCCGAGACUACAAUUAUCUACAAGAGACGUCGAAUUACAAUUAAAUUUCAAAAUUCGGAAACAGAUAUGGACGAUAACUUUAACUCUGGCGUGUUGACACCUCCGCUCGACAAAACGUUAAACAAAAGCGAUCUUCUCGAAUUAUGUUUUAACCCAAAAGAUAUCAUGUUUGAUUUGACUCCAUACGUAUUCGCAUACUUGUCAAAGGGUAUUAGAAUCGUACCUCUCCCUGUGGUCCAUUUGAAUAAUGUUCUCAACCGAGACAUUGUAAUCAAAAAGAAUGGGAAAAUAAUCGCACGGACGACCAUUUUGAAAGUGUUUAAUUAA